Molecule: messenger RNA, 1281 nt
Organism: Cladophialophora psammophila CBS 110553
Lineage: Eukaryota; Fungi; Ascomycota; Eurotiomycetes; Chaetothyriales; Herpotrichiellaceae
Exons: 3
Coding region: 1-1281 (426 amino acids)
Source: RefSeq, a predicted model, not a curated record
AUGCCGCCGCCGUGCCAGGCGUUCGUUGCCCUAGCCAUUGCCUCUCUGGGUGGUGUUGGUGGUGGUGUUGUCUUGUCAGCGUCAACGAGAAACGCGUUGUCGAUUCCCGACCUGCUGGACAGGCCUCUGUGCGUUGUUGCACGUGCACGCCGAACCCUGAAGUGCUGUGUUACAGUACUUGGUAAUCGAUAUUUUGGGCCCCAGCUUUCCCAGCCUGAUGGCAAACCAUUGGACCAUUUCCGCGACAUUACCCUGGGGCCAAGUUCCGUAAGCAUUGGAUUUGUUAAUGGCACGGUUUCGGAUGUUGCUCUUGUGAACGGAACAGAGGCAUACCUUCGAGCUAUGAAGCGUUGGCAUCAUUUUGUUUCGGAUCACCCUACUCGAGGAGGCAAGCAUAAUUCCAAGACGAGCAUGCCACUCUCGUCCUUAGAACGCCUUCGAUCCUGGUUCCAGUGGGGACUGCCGAACCCCGCGGGACCCUUCUAUGAGCCCCUCGACGAUUCUCUUAUCCCAAUCGUGGAGAUGAUGAGAAAACUUUACCACGAAGCGAAUCAGUCGGUGCCACUGACAAACAACAACGUGUUCUUGGCAGUCCCAGACUUACAAUAUACUAUAAACUAUGAGACCUCACGGCAUAUCGAACCGCUUCUCCAAGCAGCGGGACUCAAUGGCCUCUUUUACUUAAGACAGAGCCAUCUCUCAUUACUGCACCUAUAUAACCUAGACAACUGCUUCGAUAUUUGGCUGGAUGAAGUCACUUGGGUUCCAGAUGAAGAAUGCGAAGAAUAUCACGACAGAAACAUACAGUCGGUAUUUUCCAUCCAUCUCGACAAAUCCUCCCUGACCUUGCGACCAAUGAUUCGCGAUGACGGCCUCUUUCCCUACGAGCCCGGUUCCGUCCAAUACUUUUGGGCAGAUGAGCAUGUCGGACAAGACAACCUUGCUUAUUGGGACUGGCUGGAGCAUGCUUUGCGCGGGUUUUUGCACGACCGCGACGUCGUCUAUGACCUGUUGUUACUCUCCGGGACCCAGGCCACGGCCCUGGACUUCCAACAAAUUAUACAAAGCGUGUUGAAGGACCACGAGAAAAUUGUGCCUCGGGAUUACCUGCGGAGGCCGAUCGAUCACACAUAUGCUGCUGCGAGAGGGGCCGCUCAGCUCGCGAGGGUGUACUUGUGCAGCUCCUCAUGUAUGCCUGCCCCGUGGUGUCCGACCAGUGGGCACUGUAAGAGGUGGGCAUGGCACCGGGACGAUGAGGGAGCGAAGAAGAUAGAACUGUAG